UGAUAAUCGUCGCGGGAAGAAGGCGAUCGGAGGGAAAAAGCAUUUCGUGUUGAAGUCUAUCCUGGUACAUCAGAGGUUUUAAAUGGCUAAAGAAAGUCCAGAUGUUGUGGUGAUUGAUUCAGACGAUGGUCAGGAAGAAUGCUCCUCUCCAGAACUACAUUUUGAGCCAAUCAUUCACUUGCCCCCCAUCGACGUGAAAACGCUCGAAGAAGAUGAAGAAGAAAUCCUUCGUCUUCGUGCCAAACUUUUCCGCUUCGAUUCGUCAGAGGAUCCAGCACAGUGGAAGGAGAGGGGCACUGGAGACGUGAAGUUUUUAAAACACAAAGAGAAAGGCCAUGUCCGGUUGCUGAUGAGAAGAGACAAGACAUUUAAAGUGUGUGCAAAUCAUUUUGUGUUGCCUCAGAUGAAUCUAAAGGCUAACUGCGGUAGUGAACGAGCCUGGGUCUGGAGCACACCUGCAGACUUUGCCGACGACGAAUCCAAAGCUGAACUCCUCGCCAUACGCUUCGGCAGUGCAGAAAAUGCUCAGAAGUUCAAGAAAGUAUUUGAUGAAUCCAAGCAGUUAAUGGUAGACCUUCUGACACAAGCCAAAGAGAAUGGUGAGAAGGAGCUGAAAACAGAAACUGAAGACAAAGACAAAGAGGCUGCACGUCAAACAAAUGGGAAACCAGAGGAAUCAGAAGAUACUGUGACUGAAAAACUUGGUGAACUGACAGUUAAGGACAAGGGUGAUGCUGUCCCGGAAAAGGGCGGGACAGGAGACAGUGCCAGUCAAAAUGUCACACCCACCCCAAAACCUGCUGAAGAGGUCUGAUACAGUCUUGGAUUUUAAACUUGAAACUUCUCAUUGUCAGCCAUUGUGUGGGAUCAGACUUGAAGCCCUGGACAAAGGGAGUGAACUCCAUAAAGAAUACUUGUUCCAGAAGUCUUUGUAGGUGUGUUUAUAAUUUUCAUGGUAUCAGAAUCAAGAAUUCGUGUCCAGUUCAGCAAUCCAUGAAUCCAUGAACUGACAGUAUUUGUAAGAUGCCAAGAUGACUUCUCCGAAGCAAGUGAUCUUCCUUCAGGGUUUAUUUACGUGUAUGAACUUUGUAUUUUCACAUGUACUGGAGCAUAUUUCAUCUGUAAGCCUGCAAUGUGUUAAUGACAGCUUACUUGAUCGCUUCUUAGAAUUCUAGCCGACAAGAACCGUUGAUUUCUGAGCAUUUUACUCUUCUGAAAAGCCGAACAUUUCACAAUAUUAAUGUUACUUUGUUGUGAACAGAAUGCAACUGGGUUUACAGGUGGUAUUCUGCAUGUUGUAUUACCCGAAAUUUAAUUGCUUGUUCAGUUUGAAGAUCAUUGAUAUUUUGCAGACUGUUCUGAGGGGACUCGCUUGAAAACGUGGUGUCAAGUGAUUGGGACAUGCAAGCAGACAGUUAGAUACAAUCGGGUAGAAUUUAUAGCUUCUGCACGUUGAGAUUAGUGGUGCGAUGAUAGUUGAAGCAUAGCAAAUACCACAGCCUGUUUGCAGGGAUAGUAAAGGUAUCAGUUCUCUAUCUUGUAAUUUAGUCAGAUAUUGCUUCCUGCAUCUUAUUGCAUUUUGGCCAAAGGGUAUAGUCUUAUAUGUAGUCAUGUUUGUCCGUCCGUUUCCACUAACUGAAUGAAUUCAUCUUCAUUUAUAAAAGUUAGAGAACCGAAGUUUGCUUGACUAUGAAGCAUUGCAGAAAGUACCACCGGUAUGUCCUGUUGUUUGAAUAUUCCACUGUUUUUCUCCUAAACAACUGGAAUGAAUUUAGAUUCAGUUGUGGACAGGGCAGUUCACCUUUGACUCCUGUGGAGUCCAUGCACACUGGAUUUUAUACCUUCUAUCUCUUCUAAGGUUCCCCCCACAUUAACAUGUUACCAGAACGGCUAAGCCUACUUAGCCAUAAUGUGCCUGCAUUAUUACCAGGACUUCAUGGGGGUUUUUUUGUUUUGUUUUGUUUUGUUUUUUUUUAUUAUUUUUUGGGGGGUUUAGCACUUUAUUUACAGGCUUUUGAAUUAAAGCCAGUAAAGAAGUCUAGCAGCCGGUAAACGGUUGAAAAGGAGCUAUAACUGUCAGAAUUUGUUUUGUUUUUUUUGUGUGUCUAAAUUUCUUCGUGAAAUCAAAUAUGUUCAAUGUCAGUUAAGUAUUGAUAAUCUACACGAGCUUGUGGUUGGGUACUGGAACAGUAUCUAAAAAGUCUUUUGUAAUAUUAAACGAUUGUUAAGAGGUUACUUUGGUCUAUUGAGAUAUGCUCCAUCUUGCAGAAGUGCAAAAUCUGUCUGGUUUACAUGUUGUUAAAAUCCAUCGUAAUGUUAUGAAUAUAAAAUACUGAAUACAUCAGUCCAACCUUAGAGAAAAGUCA
Messenger RNA from Liolophura sinensis, 2366 nucleotides. RefSeq names its product ran-specific GTPase-activating protein-like. Gene Ontology annotation, molecular function: GTPase activator activity. Gene Ontology annotation, cellular component: nuclear pore; cytoplasm. Gene Ontology annotation, biological process: nucleocytoplasmic transport. Lineage: Eukaryota; Metazoa; Mollusca; Polyplacophora; Chitonida; Chitonidae. The transcript is spliced from 5 exons. The record is from RefSeq and is a predicted model, not a curated record. The coding region runs from base 83 to 814 and encodes 243 amino acids.